AUGAUGAAGUUAUUAUUUUCAAUUAUUUUCACCUUAUUAUUUAUUAAUUCAAUUUAUUCUCAAUAUGUUAGCCCAUUAAGAAUUAAUUAUUAUCUUAAUGAUAAUAUUACAAUUGUUACAAAUGUUACAAAAUAUUAUUUUACAAAAUGGUCAUUAUUGAGACAUGUAGGAGAAAGAAAUGAUAUUAGAUUAGUUUUGGAUUUUACUUGUAAUUUAAAUUCAACAAAUAAGGAAGAAAGAAUUUGCACUACAUCAAUGACCGGCAAAAUGGCUCAGCUUUAUGGUGAAGAUUGGUAUUGUAAUGCAGUUAGUGGUGCAAAUGGUCAAACUUAUAGUAAUCAUUUACCAGAUUCAUUAUACCCAUUUCCAAUAAUAUAUAAUUAUACAAAACCAUCAACACAAGGUAGUAUUAUAACUGUUAGUGGUGAAUAUUUAAGAUUUGGUACUGGUAAUCCAUUUAAUAUCGGUGGUAUGACUGUAAAUAUGACAGAUAGGGAUCAAUUCUAUACCGACAAAUUCGAUAGUAAUAAUAUCCGUUUCGAUUUUCCAUCUGGUUGUGGUACUGUACUUUUCAACCUAAAUGAACAUAUCUCAACCUUUAAUACAAAUAUUCAAUAUCAAAAUCCAAAAAUUAAAAAUUCAACAAUUAAAUUCAAUUUUGAUAGCAAUAAUAAUAAUAUUGAAAAAUUAUCAAAAAUUCAAUUAAAUGGUGAUAAUUUUUGUAAUAAUGUUUCAUUAGUUAAUGUUACAAUUGGUAAUGAAUUAAUUAAUAGUAAUGAUAUGAUUUCAGUUGAUCAUGGUGAAAUUCAAUUUAAUUUCAAUUCAUCAAAACAAUUAUAUACUGAAAAUAUACCAAUUACAAUAUCAGCUGGUGGCACACAAACAAUUGAUAAAUUUUUUAUUUCAUUUGGUCCAAUCAUUAAUUCAAUUAAUUCUGUACCAACUUCAACUGGAGGUAUUGUUACAAUUAAUGGUAAAAGAUUAAAAUUACCACCUCAAGAAUCUUCAAAAAUAUCAUCUACCUCAUCAUCCACAUUAUCAUCAUCAUCAUCAUCAUCCUCCAGCUUCACCUCAAUUGAUAAUGAUAGUGGUAAAUAUAAAAUUAAAAUUGGUAAUCAAUAUUGUAAAUAUAUUAAAUCAACAAUUAAUGAAUUAACAUGCAAUUUACCAAAUGGUAGUGGUGAUAAUUUACCAAUUUCAAUUACAAUUAAUGAAAUUGGUAAUAGUGGUGGUAAUUCAAUAGUAACAUUUACAUAUGGUAUACCAAUAAUUGAGUCAUAUAAAAUUAAUGGUAAUAUAGUUGAAUUAUAUGGUAGUAGUUUUGGUGAAACUAAUAAAACAUUAAUUUUAAUUAAUGGUAAAAUUCAUCAAACUCCAUCAUUGACUGAUAAAGAAGAUAUAGUACAAGUAUUUAAUAAUGAAUCAAUGUUAACAUUUAAAUUAUCUGGAAAUUUAGUUAAUGCAAAUAUUUCAAUUAAAACUCCAAAUUCCAAACAAUCAAAUUCUAUUCAAUUGGAAACUAAAUUAUUUGUUAAAUCAAUUUCAUCACCAAAAACCAUUGGUUCAAUUAAUUCAUUACAAUUUUAUUUUAUAAAUUCAACAAAUGAAAAUUCAAUUCCAACAAUUACAAUUUUCAAUAAUAACAAUAAUAAUAGUUCAACAAUAAUUGAAUCAAAUACAACAAGUAAACCAAAUUCAAUAUCAUAUGAUGGUAGUUUAUCAUACCAAUUUCAAUUUCCAAGAGGAUGUGGUAAAAAAUUAAUUCAAGUUGAAAUUGGUAAUCAAUUUGUAAAUUCAUCAUUCUCUUAUAGUCCACCAAUUACAAUGUAUUGUAAUAAAAGUGAAACUGAUUCAAUGUUAAUGAAUUGUUUUGGUGAUAAUUUUGGUAAUGGUGAUGGUAAUGGUGGUGAAGAUUCAACAAUUAUAACAUUUUCAAAUCAAACAAUUUCAACAAUUUCAUUUAAUGAUACAAUGUUUUCAUUUAAAUUAAAAGAAAGUUAUUAUAAGAGUAAUUUACAUAUUAAUGUUUGUGGUAUUGAUAGUUUAAUUGAUUAUGAAAUUAAAUUAGAUUCAUUAUUAAAGAGUAUUACAUUAUUUGAUAAGUUCAAUACAUCUGGUGGUUUUAUACUUAUAAAUGGUGAUUAUUUAUCAUUAGAUAAUAUCAAACCAUCAUUUAAAUGCUCGUUUGAUAAUACCACUUAUUCAUCAGAUCAAUGUAAAUUAAUUAAUGGCACUGAAAUCAAAUGUUUAGUAUCAUCAUCUGGUAGUGGAGAUUCAACAAAAUUCAAUAAAACAUGUUCACUUUAUUUAAAUGGUAUUGAACAAGUUGAUAAAAAAGUUCAAAUAUAUUAUCAUUCUCCAUUUGUUUUAAAUUUUACAACUACAACAACUACAACUACAACAAAUACCUCAAAAGUUGAAAAUAAAAAAAUGGAAGCAAAUGGAAAUAGUAAUAAUAAUAAUAUUGUAUCUUCUACAACUUUUAAAAGAAUUCCAAUUUAUAAAUCAAAAGGUGGUCAAGUUUUAAUAUUUGGUGGUAAUUUUUAUGAUCCAAUUGAAAGUGUUACAAUUGGUGGUGUUAAAUGUAUAAAUCCAAUAUUUAUUGAUUAUGAUAAAUUAUCUUGUAAUUUAUUACCAUCAAAAAUAAAAUCAAAUUCAGAUAAUUUAUUAUAUGUAAAUGUAACAGUUGGCGGUCAAAGUGGUGGUGGUAAUAUUUUCAAAUAUGAUAUUGAUGAAUUAAAUGAAAAUGAAAAUAAUGAUGAUGACGAUGAUAAUGAAAGUGAAAAAAAUAAGAGAUUAAGAUGGUUGGUACCAGCAAUAAUUAUACCAAUAGUUUUCGUUAUUGGAGGUUUAUCAGUGUUGGUAUUUAUAUUUAAAAAGAAAUUACCAUGUUUCUCUAAAAAUAAUAAUGAAUUAAAAAAUAAAUAA
This is a messenger RNA of Dictyostelium discoideum AX4, 2928 nucleotides long. It is a transcript of the gene tgrG1, whose product is annotated as immunoglobulin E-set domain-containing protein. Lineage: Eukaryota; Evosea; Eumycetozoa; Dictyosteliales; Dictyosteliaceae. The transcript has 2 exons. Gene Ontology annotation, cellular component: membrane. The coding region runs from base 1 to 2928 and encodes 975 amino acids. The record is from RefSeq and is a predicted model, not a curated record.